Messenger RNA from Prunus armeniaca (apricot), 357 nucleotides. Lineage: Eukaryota; Viridiplantae; Streptophyta; Magnoliopsida; Rosales; Rosaceae. The record is from the annotation of a GenBank genome assembly.
AUGCCUAAUGUAGUCACUACUGCUGGGGUUAGAGGUUCAAUUCUUGAUUUCUUCAACAAGAGGAAAGCUAAAGAGCAGCAGAAACAGCUGGAUGAGAAUGUGAAACUGUCAACCCUGGUUACAAAAGAGUUGAGAAAUUCUCUGAUGCUGGGCUUUGAGGUUCAAUUCUUGACUUCUUCAAACAUGAGGAAAGCUAAAGAGAAGCAGAAACAGCUUGAUGAGAAUGUGAAAUCGUUAACCGUGGUUACAGAAGAGCUCAGAAAUAAUGUGUCGAUAACAAUGGCUAAUGUAGUCACUGCGGCUAGGGUUGGAGGUUCAAUUCUUGACUUCUUCAACAGGAGGAAAGCUAAAGAGUAG